Molecule: messenger RNA, 1537 nt
Organism: Engraulis encrasicolus (European anchovy)
Lineage: Eukaryota; Metazoa; Chordata; Actinopteri; Clupeiformes; Engraulidae
Gene: tmem54a
Product: transmembrane protein 54a
Exons: 6
Coding region: 292-1023 (243 amino acids)
Source: RefSeq, a predicted model, not a curated record
GCAUGCCACUGGACACAAAGAAAUAGCCCUCCGGUCAACGUCGCUUACAAAAGACAUGCCGACCUUAUUUUUUUUUUUACAGCGGCCAGGCAGGAUUUUCAUCGGUAUUUCUAGCCUCGUUUCCUUCCCCAGGUGAGAUGAGGGUGUGGCGAUCCUAGUGCAACCCGAUGCUCAUCCUGAAGCUUCCUGUAUGUUCACUCACAGAGGGCGGACAAACGUGUUAUAACCGAAAUCUUCUUAUUAUGGAUAUUUGUAAAACGUGCUAGAAUGGCCUAAGAAUCGGGAUUAAAAAUGGUGAAAUCGGGGGUAUGCUGCGCCAGCCUGGACGAUGACAAGGCCCUGAUGAAGAUGGGCCUGGGGCUGGUGCUGGUCGGCCAUGUGAACUUCCUGCUGGGGGCGCUAGUGCACGGCGCCGUGCUACGCCACAUCAGCCUGCACAAACAGGCGCGCCUCAUGGAGUACGCCAUCUCUAACGUCAUGGCCCUGGUGGCCGGACUGCUGGCCAUCACAGCUGGAAUCUCUGCCAUUGUGCUGUCCAAAAACAGGAAGAACAAGCCCCUGAAAUGGGCGCUGUUCAUCAUCAGCAUCAUCGGAGCGCUGCUGUCCCUGGCUGCCACAGUGGGCCUGAGUGUGUCCAUCGUGUUUGCCAUCAUUAACAAGGGCCGCAGCCUGCUGACACACUGCGACUUAAAGACCCCCAUCGGAGCCUUCAGCAUCACCAAUGAAUGCCCCUUCGAUCCUACCAGAGUCUAUGGCACGACCAUCAUCCUGUGGGUGCCUCUGAUCCUGAUGCUGGUGGUGGAGGUGGUGUUCUGCUCGCGCUGCUUCUGGGCCUGCAUCUCCUUCCUGCGACUCUCCUGCCCCUGGAGAAGGAGGAAGAAGAUCCUCCAUGCCAGGAGGGUGCACAUCCAGACCCCGGUGGACCUGGAGUCCAACUCAGGGCGGAGAUACCCAGAGGAUGAGCCUGCAGAGCAGCACGAGCUGAUGAGGUACAGCGCCGCUCCCUCACACGGGACAAUAUAAGCCACCAGGGGGCGCAGUGGAUUGCAUUUUAAAAGGAAGAACCUCCUAUGAUCCACAAUGCUUCUACUGGUCUUCAGAUGGACCAACAAGAUGUUGCUUGAGGAUGUCUUCAAGGAUGUCUUCAUUUCAAAGCUGGGAAUUGUGGGGUUAUUCAUACUAUGUUUUUCAAAGAUGUGUAGAUUCUAAUUUGUGUACUCAGGUGUAAGUUGUGAUGAAGUUGUCACACAUGAAUGAUAUUGAUAUUGUACACUAUUGUGUCUAUGUACAGUGUAGGCUACAACGGCAGUCAUUUUGCAGUGAUUUCUUGAACCUUGUUUCAGUCUUUAAAAUUUGUUUUAACAGUGAUCAAUUUAUAAAUGUAACACAGUAUGUGAAAUAGACAUAAAUGACAUUGGCUUUAAGACUUAUGUGAUAACAUAUUUGGUAAUGUGAUUUUAUGUUCUUAUGUUAUAUUGUUGUCAUGAAUACAGCUUACUAACUGCCAUUCUGAAUUUGUUUUGGUAAACAUGUCUUU